Copidosoma floridanum is the source of this 1531-nucleotide messenger RNA. RefSeq names its product ubiquinone biosynthesis protein COQ6, mitochondrial (gene Coq6). The record is from RefSeq and is a predicted model, not a curated record. Gene Ontology annotation, cellular component: mitochondrion. Gene Ontology annotation, biological process: ubiquinone biosynthetic process. Gene Ontology annotation, molecular function: FAD binding; 4-hydroxy-3-all-trans-polyprenylbenzoate oxygenase activity. Lineage: Eukaryota; Metazoa; Arthropoda; Insecta; Hymenoptera; Encyrtidae.
UGUCAAAAAUGACUGCUCCCGUCGGGUCUCGCUCACUUUUUCGCGGUGUUUUAUCAUUGAUUUCAAAAAGCAACGGAAAUGUGCCGUUUAUCGGGUACAGUCAGAUGACCAGAAGUUGCCAUAGCAUCGUUGAUGAUGAGUAUGACAUUGUAAUAGCUGGUGGUGGUAUGGUCGGCACCACUUUGGCCUGUGCUCUAGCCAACAAUAAACGGCUUCAAGAUAAAAAGAUACUCUUACUCGAACGAGGAAAGCAUCAAACGUUUGUACCUAAGGAGCAGUAUUCCAACCGAGUGGUUGCAUUAAAUAAACAUACCCGCAUAUUACUAUCCAGUAUUGGUGUAUGGAGACACAUACAGGCAGUACGAUUCACUCCAGUCAAAAAAAUGCAGGUGUGGGAUGCUUGCUCAGAUGCUAUGAUUACAUUCAAUGAAGAUUAUUUGACCGAUGAAUUAGCUUACAUUGUUGAAAAUGACUUACUCUUGCAUGCAGUCAGUACUCAGUUGGCAGAGAAAAAAUCAGUAAAAGUUAUCAAUGAUGCAAUAAUUGAAGACGUUGCUUUACCAAUUUCCUUUGGUUCUGAAUCAGUUAUUCAUUUAAAAAGUGGAGAAAAAUUCAAAGCUCAACUUUUGAUUGGCGCUGAUGGGCAGAGAUCAAUAGUUCGCCAGGCAAUGGGCGUCAAAUAUGUUGACUGGGACUAUGACCAGAUGGCCAUCGUAGCCACUGUUAAGUUGUCAGAGUCAACUGAAAACGUUGUUGCAUGGCAGAGAUUCUUACCUGGUGGACCUGUUGCUCUUUUACCAUUAUCAGACUCGCAAAGUUCUCUUGUAUGGUCUAUGAAAACGGAUGAAGCAAAACGAUUAUUAGAAGUUCCUGAAGAAGAGUUUAUUGACAAUUUAAAUGAUGCUUUGUGGAAAGUGUAUCCAAAAGAUGGUAUCGUAGAAGGUGGGAUGAAAGCUUUACAACAAUUGCUUGAAAGUUUUCAACUACAUGCUGGAGUCUGUAGACAGUUGCAACCAUCAAUAGCUGGGCUUAUUGAAGGAUCACGUGCAGCGUUUCCACUUGGGUUUGGUCACGCGGUACAUUAUGUACAGCCUGGAGUUGCUUUGAUUGGGGAUGCAGCUCAUCGAGUUCACCCUUUGGCUGGUCAAGGUGUAAACUUAGGUUUCGGAGAUAUUUCAGCAAUGGUUCGAGUCCUUGAAGAUGCUGUGCAUAAUGGUGCAUUAAUUGGAGAUUUAAAUUAUUUAUACAAAUAUGAAAGCAUGAGGCAGUGGCAUAAUAUUCCUACUAUGCUUGGCAUAGAUGCUCUUCAUAGAUUAUAUAAAGGAACUGCACCACCCAUUAUUCUGGCAAGGAGCUUAGGCUUACAAUUGACAAAUGCCAUAAAACCUUUUAAAAAGUACAUAAUGCAGCAUGCAGCAGACCAGAAAAAUGUAUUAGGAGGUUAAAAGGUAGAAAGUCAAUGUGAUAUAAUGUACUACAUAUAGAAUUUUAUGUAAACUUUAUAUAAUGUACGUAGUUCUAUGUAAAUCGU